Scylla paramamosain (green mud crab) is the source of this 5140-nucleotide messenger RNA. RefSeq names its product zinc finger protein 585B-like. The record is from RefSeq and is a predicted model, not a curated record. Gene Ontology annotation, cellular component: nucleus. Gene Ontology annotation, biological process: regulation of transcription by RNA polymerase II. The transcript has 11 exons. NCBI's taxonomy places the organism in Eukaryota, Metazoa, Arthropoda, Malacostraca, Decapoda, Portunidae. Bases 1222 to 2235 code for a protein of 337 amino acids. Gene Ontology annotation, molecular function: DNA-binding transcription activator activity, RNA polymerase II-specific; RNA polymerase II cis-regulatory region sequence-specific DNA binding.
AAUUUCAACCUGUGUAGUACGAUAAUAUGGCCAAAACAAUCUGGCAACGCUAAUCUAUAGCAUCAAGAUCAAGUUCAAGAUCGCUGGACUUGUUUACACUCUCAGCUGUUCCUUACAUUUUCUUUAAUAUUAUGAUGUUUUACGCUAAUUACACGAGAUGAGUGAGGGCAGGAUGAGUGUGGUGUGUGGUGGUACUACUACUACCACCACCACCACUACCACCACCACUACCACUACUACUACUACUACUACUACUACUACUGCUACUACUGAUACUACUUUUACUACCACUACCACCACCACUACUACUACUACUACUACUGGUAGUGAUGGAAGUGUAUGCCUGGUGUGUGAUGCAGGGGUGAAGGCAGCACCAGCAUCACCCCUACAGCUGCUCCUCCACGGCCCCCCCAGCGACACAGCACACCCUCUCAGUCCGUCACUUGCGCACUUAGUGGAGGACGCUAUCCAUACACCCUUGCCGCAGUGUGAGGCAGGGGCGCUGGUGGUAUGUCGCCGCUGCCUCCGCCUGCUGGAGGAGCUGGAGGGGCUGCUGCAGAGGUGUGCCAGAAUCAAGCACUCCCUCCUGGCCUCGUACAAUGCUGCCCUGUUUAAAAGACUCAACCCGGAAAUAGCCAGAAUAGACACCAGCACCACCACCACCACCAGCAACCCCGACCCCCUUGACUGCCUGAAGGUGGAGGUGUCAGAGGACGAGAGUGUGUUCUGCCUGGAGGAGGAGCUGCGACCUGAAGAUCAAGGCAUUCGAGAGGAUGACCCAGAGUUUGACCCGGCUUUUGAGAAUGCUUGGGUCAAGAGAGGGAGAGGAAGAGGGCGCAGGAGAGGAAGGGGCAGGGGGCGUGGCAGGGGAAGGAGCAGAGGUAGGGGUGGCAGGGGAACAGGGAGGGGACCUGGUAGACCCCCGAAGAGUACCAAAGAAAACGUACUGCCGAGUGUUUUAAAGGGGGACUUGCUCAAAGAAGGAUUGCCUGAUGUGAAGAAAAUAGUGGAUGAAGUGGAAGAGAGACAGUCAGCAAUAGAGAGACAACAUAUAUCAGAAAUAAAGAAGGAAGAGGAGGAGAAAGAGGUAGAGGAGGACGAGGAAGAGAGGCCAGCUAAGAUCCCAAGAGUACCUACCCCCACUUAUCCCUGCCCCUACUGCCACUUCACCGCCCCCACCCCCAGACCCUGCAUACCCACAAAUCCGCACUCCACCGCAACAUGGACUGCCCGCACUGUGGCAAGCUUCUAUCCACGUGGUGGGCUUAUGAACGACACCUGCUCCACUUCCACGCCCAGCCACCCCUCGAGAUCAAACAGGAGAAUGUGGAGGAGGGGGAGGAGGAGGAAGAGGAGGCAGCGGGGUCGAGGAGGAGGAAGGGAAGGAGGAAGAAGGUGCAUAAAUGUGAAUCAUGUGGGGAUGUGUUCAGGUCACGCCCUGCCCUCACCUACCACACAGCCACCAAGCACUCCAGUGUGACGUACUCUUGUGGGCAGUGCGCGGCGGCCUUCCCUCACCGCUCUCUGCUGGCGUCACACUCCCUGAGGCACGGCGAGAGGCGGGUGAUGUGUGACCGCUGCGGCAGGAAGUUCUUUACCCAGAAGCAACUUAACUGCCACGAGAACCUCUUCCACCGGCGUGCACAAAGCUACACCUGCAACAAAUGUGGCACGCGUUUCUCCACCUUGAGAGUGCUGCGCCACCACAUACGCUCCCUGCCAAACCACCGCUACUACUGCCAGGAGUGCAGCGCGGCUUUCCAGCUGUGGACGCAGUACCUGACGCACCUCCUUACCCACGGACUGAGAUGCUCUUUGUGCCAUCAUUCCUUCACCACCGCCUCGGCCGCACAUCAACACUACCAGACCUGCCAUUCCCCAGACACCGCCACCACUGCUCCUAACUGUGCACUGGACCGCGAAAGUGUUCAUUAUAUCCGCACGCACUCCAAAUUACAUGGUGAAACGGAUAUGUUGACUUUAAGAGAUGAUAUUACGUUGAAGGAUGAUGCCAGGCAGGGGGAAUGUGAUGAAGAGGGCAGUGUUGUAAUUGUACUUUCCAACGCCAGUGAGGAUGUGGGUCUGGAGUCUCUGGACGGCUGUGUGGGUGAAGAGCGGAUGUCUGUGCCUGUGGAUGUGGAUAACCGGAUGUUUGUCAUUGAGGAGGAGGUGCAACAGGAGGGUCUGGAGAAAGGGGUUGCUGCUGUGUGUGUCUCUCUGGCUGGGUCGUGUUAGGUGUGUGUGUGUGUGUUUGUGUGUGGGGCAUGUCUGGGGUGAGGACGCGGUGUCACGGACUUGGCAACACUGCUAGACUGAUGCACUCACUCAUCCACCCAACCUAACCUAACCCAAACUUAUCCUAACCUAACCAAACCCCAACCAAACCUAACCAAACCAACUGUGAUCCAACCAAACUUAACCCAAACUUAUCCUAACCUAACCAAACCCCAACCAAACCUAACCAAACCAACUGCAAUCCAACCAAACCUAACCCAAACUUAUCCUAACCAACCAAACCCCAACCAAACCUAACCAAACCAACUGCGAUCCAACCAAACCUAACCCAAACUUAUCCUAACCCAACCAAACCUAACCAACCAACUGCGAUCCAACCAAACCUAACCCAAACUUAUCCUAACUAAACCCCAACCAAACCUAACCAACCAACUGCGAUCCAACCAAACCUAACCCAAACUUAUCCUAACCAACCAAACCCCAACCAAACCUAACCAAACCAACUGGAAUCCAACCAAACCUAACCCAAACUUAUCCUAACCUAACCAAACCCCAACCAAACCUAACCAAACCAACUGCGAUCCAACCAAACCUAACCCAAACUUAUCCUAACCCAACCAAACCUAACCAACCAACUGCGAUCCAACCAAACCUAAUCCAAACUUAUCCUAACUAACCAAACCCCAACCAAACCUAACCAAACCAACUGGAAUCCAACCAAACCUAACCCAAACUCAUCCUAACCUAACCAAACCCCAACCAAACCUAACCAAACCAACUGCGAUCCAACCAAACCUAACCCAAAGUUAUCCUAACCUAACCAAACCCCAACCAAACCUAACCAAACCAACUGGAAUCCAACCUAACCUAACCAAACUUAUCCUAACCUAACCAAACCCCAACCAAACCUAACCAAACCAACUUCGAUCCAACCAAACCUAACCCAAACUCAUCCUAACCUAACCAAACCCCAACCAAACCUAACCAAACCAACUGGAAUCCAACCAAACCUAACCCAAACUUAUCCUAACCUAACCAAACCCCAACCAAACCUAACCAAACCAACUGGAAUCCAACCAAACGUAACCACACCAACUGCCACCCAACCUAGCCCAACCAAACGAACCAAACUCAUACUCAGCGUAACCAAACAAGGCAAACCCCAGCAUAAUGUUCUCCCAUGUUGGCUUAUUGUGUUGAAAUAGCAAAGAAGCGCUAUAUUUCCUGCAGAACCAUUAUAAAACGCUGGAUUUUUAUAUAUUUGAAUGAUCUGGUGCUUUCGAUUAAGUAUUAAAGAUGUAGUGUUAGUUUGGCGCAUGGUUCAGUACAAGACCAAUAAGAGAGAGAGAGAGAGAGAGAGAGGGAGAGAGAGAGAGAGCAGCAGCCUAGUAGUGUGGAUAUUUUGUGGAUGCCUCACCUAUUUCCUCAUGUGGAUACAGUUGAUUUUGUGGAUGUAUAUUUAAAUUUGUUCUUUCUUUUCCAGACGAAAUGUUAGUCAUGUGGAUAUUUUGUGGGUGUUUUUUUUAUUUAUUCUUCUUUUAGUGGAUAUUUUUAAUUUGUCUUUAUAGAUGUGGAUAUUUUAUGGAUAUUUUUUUAUUUAUCCUUUUAUAGACGAAAUAUUACUCAUGUGGAUAUGUGGUUUGUGGACUGUAUUGCUGAUGUGGAUUGAUGUGUGGAUAUUUAUUUAUCUUCCGCGUACUGAUGUGGAUAUGUGGAUAAAUUUCUCAUUUCAUUAUUUAUAAACAAUUUUGAUCUGUGUGGAUAGAUUUGUGGAUAUGUGGAUAUUUUCUUCAUAUAUUAGCCAUGUGGAUAUUUACAUAUAAUCUUUAAUAGACAAUUGAUCUGUGUGGAUAUUUUUUUGCUGAUGUAAAUAUUUUGUUAGUCAUGUGGAUAUGAUGUGGAUAUUUCUCAUCUUAUUUAUAGACGAUUUGAUUUGUGUGGAUAAUUGUGGAUAUUUUUUUUUCUGCAGAUGUGGAUAUUUCUCAUCUUAUUUAUAGACGAUUUGAUCUGUGUGGAUAAUUGUGGAUAUUUUUUUCAUAUGUGGAUAAGAUGUAAAUAUUUUCUUUUCAUAUGUCAGCCAUGUGGAUAUGUGGAUUUUUUUUUUUUUUUUUUUUUUUUUUACAUAAUUAUCAUUUAUGGACAGUAUGAUCUUUGUUGAUAGUUGUGUGGAUUAAUGUGGAUAUUUCCUGCACGAAUCACUCGUUUGGAUAUAAAUCGUAGACAAGUGGAUAUAUUUUUGAAUCUCGAUUAUAUGAACCCAUUUUUUUUUAUUGAUAUAUUUUUACUUUUUUUUUUAUUUCUAUUUAUUAAUUUUAUAGACAAUUUUGUGAGCGUCUUUUUUUUUUUUUUUUUUUGUCUUCUUUUUCUUUUUAUUUAUUUUCUAUUUCUUUCUCUAAUUUAUUUCUUUAUUUAAUCUUUUUGACAAUUUCAUAAGUGGAUAUGGACGAUAUGUGGUCAUUAAUUAAUUUGUGGAUGUAUGUCGAUAGUGAGGAUGUCUCCACUCCGUACAUCCACCUUUGUGUGUGUGUGUGUGUGUGUGUGUAAGAAAUUGUAAUAUAUUUUUUGACAAGUGAGUAGAUGUGUGGUUAUUAUUAUUAUUAUUAUUAUUAUUAUUAUUAUUAUUAUUAUUAUUAUUAUUAUUAUUAUAUUUUGUGUGUUAGUGUGCGAUUCUCUCUCUAACAUCAUUCCAACUUGUUUUUAUUUAUUUGUUACUCAGGAAAUUCUUAUUACUAUUAUUACUAUUAACUUUUACUCUUUCUUAUUCUCUUCAUUAUUCAUAUUCUCCAUUAUUAUUUAUUUAUUUACGUAUGACUUGUAAUACCUAAGAUUAGCUAUGUCUGUUUGUCUGUCCGUCUGUCCGUCUUGUUAUAGCUUUUAAUAGAGAUAUAUAUUUUUACUAAAUAUU